Messenger RNA from Staurois parvus, 677 nucleotides. Lineage: Eukaryota; Metazoa; Chordata; Amphibia; Anura; Ranidae. The record is from the annotation of a GenBank genome assembly.
UUAAGAGUUCCCUUCACUGGAACUAAGGGGCCAAGCCCAACCCCUGAAAAACAACCCCACACCAUAAUCCCCCCUCCACCAAACUUUACACUUGGCACAAUGCAGUCAGGCAAGUAUCAUUCUCCUUGCAACUUCCAAACCCAGACACGUCCAUUGGAUUGGCAGACAGAAAAGCGUGAUUCGUCAUUCCAGAAAACACGUAUCUACUGCUCUAGAGUCCAGUGGCGAUUUGCUUUGCAUUGCACUUGUGGCGAUUUGCUUUGCAUUGCACUUGGUGAUGUAAGUUUUCAAUGCAGCUGGUCGGCCAUGAAAACAGAUUCCAUAGAGCUCUCUACACACUGUUGUACUAAUCUGAAGGUUGGAGGUCUUUAGCUAUUGACUCUGCAGACAGUUGGCGACUUCUGUGCACUGUGCGCUUCAGCAUAUGCUGACCCAGCUCUGUCAUUUUACAUGGCCUACCACUUUGUGGCUGAGUUGAUGUUGUUUCCAGUUGCUUCCACUUUAGUAUAAUACCACUAACAGUUGACCGCGGAAUAUUUAGUAGCAAGGAAAUUUCACGGAUGGACUUAUUGCGCGCAGUGGCAACCUAUCAUGGUACCACGCUUGAAUUUACUGAGUUCCUGGGAGCGACCCAUUCUUUAACAAAUGUUUGAAGAAGCAGUCUGCAUGACUAGGUG